This is a messenger RNA of Triticum aestivum (bread wheat), 2063 nucleotides long. RefSeq lists its product as uncharacterized. The coding region runs from base 338 to 1195 and encodes 285 amino acids. Lineage: Eukaryota; Viridiplantae; Streptophyta; Magnoliopsida; Poales; Poaceae. The record is from RefSeq and is a predicted model, not a curated record. The transcript is spliced from 3 exons.
UUCGCUCCCAAAUCCCGGUCGACCUCGAGCGCUCAUCCUCCUCCUCUGUCUCUGGCGGCAUUGAUCGUGGGAAGGCGCCGCCCCCGUGGAUCGUGGCGACCGCAUUGAUCGUCCGCCGCGAGUAUGGCGGAGCCCCGCCUGCGUGCUCCAGGCGAUGCCGCCCCUACUUACGAUGCUUUUGAUGGACUUUUCUCAGUUGAGAUACAUCACAAAGGUUUCUUUUGUGGAACCGACAGCAACAACACUUACAUGGACUUUGAAGUUGCAUGGUUUGACAACUGUGACAGUGAUACAUGGUCCUUGUUAUGGAUUGAUGACUUUUUGCAGCAGCUAGGCUAUGACAGAGAUAGUGAAGCUUGAUGUUUUCUGGUGUCAGCCUGGAAAGACAUUUGUUGACGGGCUAAAACAUUUGACAUGUGAUGCAGAUAUCCUUGCAAUGAUAGCAUCAACGACAGAGCACAAGAAAUUGUUACUGAUUGUAGACCAUGGAGAGACACUUGAGAGUGGUCUUAGAGAUGAUAUUUUACUUAAUGGGGUUCCUGAACUUCCAAAGGUCAUUACUCCAAGAAAAGAAAGCAAGGAAAAAGAUGAAUAUAGCUGUCCUGAGGAGAGAAGUGUGCCAAAUAAGAGGAGGCCUAGGAGGUUAUUUGGGGAAGGUUCAUCCUCAGGUUGUGCUGAUGAAGAAUUGGAGGAAGAAGAUGGAGUAAAUGCAGCUGAUUCAGAGACGGGUGAGGAUUUCUAUGACAGUGACUAUGACAUAGAAGAUGGGGAUGAUGAUCUCUUUGUAAAAAAUGUUGACAAAGAAGUGGAUGAUCAUAGAGAGAAGGACACAACUUGUGACUACGAAGCAGAGUUAGCAGAGGAUGCUCUAGAUGAUUCACACUUGCACUUGUCCAAUGAACAGAGGGAGAAGUUGAAGUACCACUUCAAGGGAUUUAAUCGAGAAACUGAUUUGAAUAACCCUAUUUUCAAACUUGGACGGGUUUUUGGUAAUGUGCAAGAGCUGAGACAUGCUAUUACAUCUUAUAGCAUUAGAAACAGAGUUCAAGUGAAGAAGACAAGGAACACAUCCAGAACAAUUGAAGCUAUGUGCAGUGGUGAUUGCCCAUGGUUUCUCAUGGCAAGCAAGGACAACAGAACAUCUAGUUUUGUUAUUAAAAAGUACUGUGAUGAGCACACUUGUAGUAAAUCCUAGAAUCUCAAGGGAUUGACAGCUCCUUUUCUCACCAGAAAAUUCAGAGAUGAUUUCAGGGACAAUGAGAAGAUGCCCUUGAAGAAAUUUUCAGAGAAGGUGCAAACAGAGUACAACCUCAUACCAACCAGGAACAAAUUGGCAAGAGCUAGAAGAGCAUCAGUGAAGGAGAUAAGGGGGGAGGAUGAUAACCAGUACAUGCAGUUGUGGGAUUAUGGAGAGGAGUUAAGGAAAAGCAAUCCCGGUAGCAAGUUUUUCCUAUGUACAAAGGAGAUAGAAGAUAAGAAGACAAAAGAGAUAAAAGAGCACUUCUCCACAUUGUAUUGGUCACUGGAUGCAUGCAAAAGAGGAUGGCUUAAUGGUUGUCGGCCAAUACUUUUUAUUGACGGAUGUCACAUAAACACCAGAUACAAAGGAAAUUUACUCACGGCUGUAGGUAUUGACCCAAAUGAUUGUAUCUUCCCCAUAGCAUUUGGCCUUGUCGAAGUGGAGUCAACUAGCAGUUGGGAGUGGUUUCUGGCAAGCCUAAAGGAUGACCUCAACAUAUGUAACACCUCUCCGUACACAAUUAUGAGUGACAAGCAAAAGGGUCUCAUAAAAGCUGUGGCAAAGAUAUGGCCUGAUGCCGAACAUAGAUUUUGUGUCAGGCAUAUGUAUCAGAAUUUCCACAAGCUUCACAAAGGUGAGCAACUGAAGAACAAUUUGUGGGCAAUUGCCAGGGCUACAAACAACCCUACAUACACUAGAGCAAUGCAAAAUAUGGAACAAGACAACAUUGAUGCAUACAAAUGGUGUGAGAAAUGGCCACCAAGAACCUGGAUUAAAGCAUUUUUCAACCCAUUUCCAAAGUGUGACAUUCUACUAAAUAACA